This is a messenger RNA of Penicillium antarcticum, 333 nucleotides long. Its product is annotated as Dabb family protein. The coding region runs from base 1 to 333 and encodes 110 amino acids. Lineage: Eukaryota; Fungi; Ascomycota; Eurotiomycetes; Eurotiales; Aspergillaceae. The transcript has 3 exons. The record is from RefSeq and is a predicted model, not a curated record.
AUGUCGAUCACCCAUAUUGUCCUCUUCCAAUUCAAAUCUGACGUCGCCGCUGAUGUCGUCCAUGGGGCUUGCCAGCGUAUGCUUGUCCUCAGAGACAGUUGCCUCCACCCGUCAUCGCAGAAGCCUUAUAUAAAAGCGUCCAUAGGCGGGAAGGAUAACUCACCAGAAGGGAUACAGAAUGGCAUUACACACGCCUUCGUGGUCGAGUUUGCAAACGCUGCAGACCGAGACUAUUAUGUUAAACAUGAUCCCGCCCAUCAAGAGUUUAUUAAGAGUCUUGACGGAAUAAUCGAAAAAGCGCAGGUUAUUGAUUUCACCGAUGGAGUCUUUUAA